UGAACAAGAGGAACCGCUACGAAACACGGGAGAGGAGCGGCCCAGUACUGAUAAUUCAACUUUAAAGUCAAUAUUGUACGUACAGUAUUGGUACGCUUGUACUCUGACAAACAUUUCAGACAUAUUACAUCGAUCAGACCGCCUCAUCGGGAUGGAGUGGCAGCCAGAUGAGCAGGGACUUCAGCAGGUCCUCCAACUGCUCAAAGACUCACAGUCACCCAACACAGUCACGCAGAGAGCUGUCCAACAAAAACUUGAACAACUCAACCAGUUCCCUGACUUCAACAACUAUCUCAUCUUUGUCCUCACACGGCUCAAAACUGAAGACGAGCCAACUCGCUCUCUGAGCGGUCUGAUACUGAAGAACAAUGUUAAGGCCCACUACCAGAACUUCCCCCCAACUGUUGCUGACUUCAUCAAGCAGGAAUGUCUCAACAACAUCGGUGAUCCCUCACCACUCAUCCGUGCCACCAUUGGCAUCCUGAUCACCACCAUUGCCUCCAAGGGAGAGCUACAAACAUGGCCCGAGCUGCUGCCCCAGCUCUGCAAUUUGCUCAACUCGGAAGACUACAACACCUGCGAGGGCUCGUUUGGAGCACUGCAGAAGAUCUGCGAGGACUCGUCGGAGCUGCUGGACAGCGACGCUCUGAACAGACCCCUCAACAUUAUGAUACCCAAAUUCCUUCAGUUCUUCAAACACUGCAGCCCCAAGAUUAGGUCCCAUGCCAUAGCCUGUGUGAAUCAGUUCAUCAUUGGCAGAGCCCAGGCACUAAUGGACAACAUUGACACCUUCAUAGAGAGCCUGUUUGCGCUGGCAGCAGAUGAGGACUCUGAGGUUCGAAAGAAUGUGUGCCGAGCACUGGUCAUGUUACUGGAGGUCCGGAUUGACCGCCUCAUUCCCCACAUGCACAGCAUCAUCCAGUACAUGCUUCAGAGAACACAGGACCCUGAUGAGAACGUGGCUCUGGAGGCCUGUGAGUUUUGGUUGACUUUAGCAGAGCAGCCCAUCUGUAAGGAGAUGCUGUCUGGACACCUGGUGCAACUGACACCUAUCUUGGUAAAUGGGAUGAAGUAUUCAGAGAUUGACAUCAUACUAUUAAAGGGUGAUGUGGAGGAGGAUGAGGCAGUGCCAGAUAGUGAUCAGGACAUCAAGCCUCGUUUCCACAAGUCGCGCACUGUCACCUUGCAGCACGAAGGAGGGGAGGGCGAGGAGGAUGAGGACAUAGAAGACGACGACGACGACGAUGACGACACGCUGUCUGACUGGAACCUGCGAAAGUGUUCAGCCGCAGCACUGGAUGUUCUGGCCAACGUGUUCCGUGACGAUCUGCUGCCCCACCUCCUGCCGCUCCUGAAAGGACUGCUCUUCCACCCUGACUGGGUCAUCAAGGAGUCUGGCAUCCUGGUGUUGGGGGCCAUAGCUGAGGGCUGCAUGCAGGGCAUGGUGCCCUACCUGCCGGAGCUGAUCCCCCACCUCAUCCAGUGUCUCUGUGACAAAAAGGCCCUGGUGCGCUCAAUUGCCUGCUGGACCCUGAGUCGCUAUGCACAUUGGGUGGUGUCCCAGCCCCCAGACUCCUACCUCAAACCCCUUAUGACAGAGCUCCUUAAACGCAUCCUGGACGGCAACAAGAGGGUGCAGGAGGCGGCCUGCAGUGCGUUUGCAACCCUGGAGGAGGAGGCGUGCACAGAGCUGGUGCCCUACCUGAGUUUUAUUCUGGACACACUGGUGUUUGCUUUCGGGAAGUACCAGCACAAGAAUCUCCUCAUUCUCUACGAUGCUAUAGGAACUCUAGCAGACUCAGUUGGUCAUCACCUCAAUCAACCUGAGUACAUUCAGAAGUUGAUGCCCCCCCUUAUUGCCAAGUGGAAUGAGCUGAAGGACGAAGACAAGGAUCUCUUCCCUCUACUAGAGUGUCUGUCGUCUGUAGCCACCGCCCUGCAGAGUGGGUUUCUACCUUACUGUGAGCCUGUCUAUCAGCGCUGUGUUACACUAGUCCAGAAGACACUAGCUCAAGCUAUGAUGUACAACCAACACCCAGACCAGUAUGAGGCUCCUGACAAAGAUUUCAUGAUUGUGGCUUUGGAUCUGCUGAGUGGCCUGGCUGAGGGUUUGGGGGGUCAUGUAGAACAGCUAGUGGCCCGAUCUAACAUCAUGACCCUGCUUUUCCAGUGCAUGCAGGAUACUAUGCCUGAGGUGAGGCAAAGCUCUUUUGCUCUUUUGGGUGAUCUAACCAAGGCGUGCUUUCCACAUGUUAAGCCCUGCAUUGCUGAGUUCAUGCCCAUCCUGGGGCUCAACCUGAACCCAGAGUUUAUCUCAGUGUGUAACAACGCUACCUGGGCCAUUGGAGAGAUCUCCAUGCAAAUGGGCACAAGUGUCAAGCAGCAAACAAGCAAUCCUGGUGCAGAGAUGCAGCCAUAUGUGGGAAUGGUUCUGCCACACCUGGUGGAGAUCAUCAAUAGACCCAACACACCCAAGACUCUGCUGGAAAACACAGCCAUUACUAUUGGCAGACUGGGUUACGUCUGUCCCCAGGAAGUGGCCCCACAGCUGCAGCAAUUCAUUAGACCAUGGUGCACAUCAUUGAGGAAUAUCAGAGAUAACGAGGAGAAGGAUUCAGCCUUCCGGGGAAUCUGUGUGAUGAUCGGCGUGAACCCUGCAGGGGUGGUGCAGGACUUCAUUUUCUUCUGUGAUGCUGUGGCCUCCUGGGUCAACCCCAAGGAUGACCUGAGAGACAUGUUUUAUAAGAUCUUGCAUGGCUUCAAGGACCAGGUCGGUGAAGAGAACUGGCAGCAGUUCUCAGAGCAGUUUCCUCCUCUGUUGAAGGAACGCCUGUCUGCCUGCUACGGCGUCUAACCAAACCAUCCCCUUGUCCACACAGGACACCAACCUGUUAGGUUAAUGUACGGGAGGGUUACUGGGGAACUCAUUGCACUGCCCAGAUUGUGGGGAGAAACGAGAGCUGGAGGGAUGUGACUGGCCUUGAUCCUCCACUCAGCGGAUGGCCCCCUUUCCCCCCGCGCCCUGUGUGUCUCUGUAAGGGAGGGUGGGAGGAGGGUGGUGGGUGUGGGAGGGUAAACUGGGGAUAUACAUAUACCUCUCGGAUUAAACGCCUCACUAAAUCCAACACGCUCAAAAGUGACUGUCACCAACAGCACCGCAGGGAUAAUAGGUAGGCGAGGGCAAAAAAAGGGGCUGGCUUUGACCUCCCUUCCUCGAUUUAAUUAUUCUGUUAAGAUAGGUGACGGCUGGGAGGGGAGGGGGGUGUCAGAUAGGAUAGGUACAUUCUAAAAAAGGAAUUAUCUGAACCAGCAUAGGGUGCCACAGUCCCAAAUUCCACAAUGCACGUUGUCCGUAGAAUGACUCGCACAUGUAGAUGCGUUUAAUCGUGCCAGAGGCUAAAAACAUGAGACGCUUUUACUAUGUAACAAUGCAGGAAAUGUGCACAAAUUAUUUGCACAAAUUUUCACCUUUUAUGGUGAAAUUGCAUAAACCAAUUGUUGUGCAUAUACAUGGGUCUUAUUCUCUUUUCACAUGUACAUUUAGCUGAAUUUAAUUUCCUUCCUCUUCCCUUGGUUGCUGAAUUCCCCUCGAAUCAUAGGUUUCUUCCCCCCCCCUCUCAUUCGAGGCAAAAAAGAUGCAGUAGGUCUGUCCUCAAGCUUUUAUCACCGCAGUACCAAGUUAUUGCAUGACAUAUAUCGCCUCUUAUGUGACGCAUGUUUUGAGUGAAUGUCUUGCUGCUCACUUGAUUUAUUACAUAAAUUGUCGUCCGUAUGGAGAGGCUGCCAUAAUUGGAAGCUGUCGGGUGCGUGGUUCUUUUGUCCUCCCACUCAUACAUGUUGUCUAAUCAAUGUCCCUAUAGUUUAAUGGUGGCUGCUUGUGAGACGACCAACUAUAGGUAGAUUUAAUACGGCAAUCAGCUCAUGUCUGAUUGGAGAAUCGCCCACUGCAACACGAGUUCAAAUACUGUAGGCAUAUUGAGAAUCCUUUUUGCUGCUGCUUCGUUUUUAGAGUAUUUACAAAACGGACUUAAUGUGAGCGUUAAGACAUCACCAAGAAUGAAUUAGUUCUUACCGAUUAUAAAUGCACUUUCUUUUUGUAAGAAAUUUAGAGUUUCAAAUGUAAGACAUACAGUAAUAUACUGAGAUAUAGUUUUCUUUUUGAUAAGUGAUUUUAGGACUGUUAAUGGCUUGCUAAAGUAAGCAUAAUAUUAAGCAAUGGUAAAAUGACUAGGGUAAGCCUCUUAACAUAGUUUGAUAAUGUAGCUCCUCCUAAAAAUGGAUUGAAUAGGAUUUAAGAGGAGGGGGACAUCUUAAUUACAGUAUUUUGGAUCCAUGUCUCUGCGCACCUGUCAAUCCAUAUCUGUGUUUGAGUGUGUCCCUGUCUAUUUCAAAGUUUUCUGUUAAAUGAUGGCUGCUUGAGCCAUCAAGGCUUCUCGACAUGGACAUUGCAUGCUUUUCAAAGAGGCUUGUUCCCUUUUUUUAAGUCGUUUUAUAAAAGGUCCUCUUGCAGGGAUCUACCUUAUAAGAGCUUUGUCAAUGGCAAUUCAAAUCACUGCUGGACUAAUAAGGUACUUCUCCAGCUUGUGAUCAAUCUAGUGAUUGUUGUUGCCAUAUGUUCACCCGUUGAUACUGUGUAGGAUAUGCCUGGGAAUAUACUGAGUCCUAAUAGUUCUCCCCUGACACUGGUUAGCUUAUGAGAGAGUGGUGGUCUUUAUCCAGCUUUAACUUUUAGUCAUUGUCCAUAGUGGACGCUUGUAAUGAAAGUGUGUAUGGCUGUUUGCCUGUUGGUGUUUUUACUAUAAAGGUGUGUACGCGAGUAAUGCUUAGAUGUAACUUUGCACCAGCCCUACAAUAAAGUUAUGUCUGGGCCAUAGUUUGAGUCAUGCCUGAGUUGAAGUGGCCACUGGGAAGAUCAACAUUUGCUUGCCAGUUAACAUUGUCAGUUUUAUCGUCGGGAUGCUCAAAUCUCCUGAAACAGACCGUCACAAAUGGAAAACACCUAAAAAAUUUUCCUGAAUAUGAACUCACAUCAGUACGUUAUGCAUUUUACAGAAUUUUUCUUCCUUUUCCCCACGACCUAGGUGACAUAAUUAUUAUUCUUUUUUUUUUGUAGCACAAAUGUUGCGCGCGUGCAUGUAUGAGAGAGAGAUGCGUGUUUCGGAUACCUGACCACUUCUGUAAGCUGCAGCGCCCCACAGGGUGAAUACUGAAUGGUAUCAUCUUGAGGUUUAACUGGUAGGCAAGCAUUGAGAACUGAGGUGGCCACUCACUGAUCACAGGCCAGAAAGAUGUUUUUGGGGAGGCAUUCAUUGCAAUGUUUUUGGGAAGGAUGCAGCUCCUGUGCCACAAAGAAUUGGUAAAAAAGUUGAGGCUUUACCACUCGCCAUGUUGUAAUACACUAAGCUAUAUUCAUAAGAAAAUUUAAAUGCAAGUUGUCCAAUUGUGUUUUUUUUUUAUUUUUUUUUUAUUUUGAUGCUCAUGUUGUUUUUAAUUUAUUUAUUUUAGUUUGAUGGGGUUUUUUUUGUGCUCCAGUGCACAAAUUGUUUUGGACUUUAAAAGUUUUUUUUUUUCCCUUUUUUUUAAAAAAAAAAAAAAAUUCUUUUUAUUUAAAGAAUAUUUUGUUUUCGUUGUUUUAUAGCGGACCAUUUGAUUAUGUCAAAUUUGAUGUGGUUGGACUGAAGGACAGUCUGUACUUGCAUACCUUGGGGAAGAAUGUGGGAAAACUCAUUCAUCACUUUUGUUUCAAUCUGAUAUCAAGGCUGGCAAUUGAAUUUGAUGUACCUAUUUUUUUUUUUUUGCUCAACUGUGGUGCAGGUGGGAUGUUAUCUGAUGUAUCCCUUUUUUAUUUAAUUUUUGUGAAUAGGGGAAAAUAAAAUUUUUUUUCUAUUAAGCUUUGAGUCGACUGAACAUUUUGUUCUGUGUGACCAACAGAAACUAGAUCAAUUUGGGUGAGACUGGGAAACCAUAACAGGUAGCAUAUUUUGAUAUUUUAUACAUGUGAUUUGUUAUGCACCAAAAAUAUCAAAGCAAAUUCCUUUUGAGUAAACCUUGGCAAUAAAAGCAGAUUCUGACGUGCGAUGGAUAAUCACGCAUGUCCUAAUCCACUCUUCAGGUAGGCCUACAUCCCGACCCUCGCUUGCUCCUCGGAGCAGAAAUGAAAGGAGCCCUGAGCAAAGACGAGACGAAACCCUGAUGCUUUGACAACUACCUCACGAUAGUAUUACCAUUUUUCUGAAAAUGCAAUUGGGACAACAGCGGGGUAUCUACAAAGACAGCCCAAAAAAUAUUCAUAGGCAUUGACAGUCAUUUCCAAUAAGAGGAACUGUAUGAGAUGUCAUGCUGUAACAAACACAACUGAGUGGUUAUGUGCCCUAAUUUUGCGAUAACGUAAGUAACUGAAAAUCCUGCCUACAGGGUACAGUGCUGAUAAACCGCUGAAUUGUUGACCAUGACAUCCUGCAGCACCUGUAAACUUUCAAGAAAAACAAUUAUGUAAUGUCACACAUGUAUGUCUUUUUUUUUUUGUAAUUACACAAGAUGAAUAAGGUAUAUACAGGUAUAUAAAUAUUUUAAUGUUCUUCCCUUCUAACCCUGCAAUUAGCCAACAUAGUAAUAUCAGGAGCGCAAGCUGUAUUAUACACUAUUAUCCCAUACGAACGGUGUGCUGUUCUUACUCUGUAUAACACAACAGUGCCGUGGGAUGGAAAACGAAAGGUUUAUUCUAUUGCUUACAUUAAACUUCUCACUUAU
This is a messenger RNA of Micropterus salmoides (largemouth bass), 6750 nucleotides long. Its product is annotated as transportin-2-like. Gene Ontology annotation, cellular component: cytoplasm; nucleus. Gene Ontology annotation, biological process: protein import into nucleus. NCBI's taxonomy places the organism in Eukaryota, Metazoa, Chordata, Actinopteri, Centrarchiformes, Centrarchidae. The record is from RefSeq and is a predicted model, not a curated record. The transcript is spliced from 26 exons. Bases 152 to 2854 code for a protein of 900 amino acids. Gene Ontology annotation, molecular function: nuclear import signal receptor activity; small GTPase binding.